This is a messenger RNA of Wyeomyia smithii (pitcher-plant mosquito), 882 nucleotides long. RefSeq names its product ADP-ribosylation factor-like protein 6-interacting protein 4. The transcript has a single exon. The record is from RefSeq and is a predicted model, not a curated record. NCBI's taxonomy places the organism in Eukaryota, Metazoa, Arthropoda, Insecta, Diptera, Culicidae. The coding region runs from base 219 to 794 and encodes 191 amino acids.
AUGCAGAUUUUUACAGAUUUUGCCUGCCAGAGUGCAUGUUUUCGUUUUAAGCAUUUAAGCACUUUGUAAAAAAUCUGGCAUCUCUGUUCUAACUUGAAAGGAAAUUCGAGAAAAUCCCGCAUUUCAAUAUAAACAAAAUAAACAACUUCCUCCCACACCCAGAACAGCCAACGAAAAUAGAGUGAUAACAUUUUCAAUAUUUUCGAACGUACGUAAUUAUGGACGAAAAUAAUACUCGGAAAAAUGCACAUAGCGAAUUGCCGUUAGCCGAGAAUGUUAGAAGCAGUGGCAGUGACUCGAGUGAAAGCAAUAAAAAAAGUAUAAAAACGCAAAAAGUAGUUGAAAACGAGAAGCGACGAUUGAGGAAAAUACUUAAAAAGGAAGAUAAGCAAAAGCGUAAACUCGAAAAACAACAGAGAAAGCUUUUAAAAAAACAGCGCAAAAUCGAAAAGCAGUCUCUCAAACUACAGAAAAAGGAACAGCGUUUGAGUGCACAUGCUACUGGCAAGGCUCUUUCCACAACGGCGGCAUCGGAAGAGGAUUGUGGUGUGCCAUUACAUUUGAUGGAUACAAAAGCCCGGGCACCUGAGACGAAAGAACAAUAUGAAGCAAGGCAAUCCGUUCUUCGGCGGAUUGUAGAUCCUGAAACUGGUCGAACACGUCUAAUAAAGGGUGACGGCGAAAUAGUCGAGGAAUGCGUCAGUAGAGAAAGGCACCAAGAAAUUAACCGGUUGGCUACAGCCAACGAUGGGGCAGAGUUUCAGCGUAGAACUAUUGGGUUGAAUGUGUCAUAAGAUGAAAUACGCAUAAACUUAUAUGAAAAUGAUGAUUAUUAACACGAAUAUGUAGGUCGGAAAUACAAUAUACUUCGAUAACAGUAAA